GUCCUGCAGGUGGCAGUGCAGCGCAGAACGCCUCGGUGCGCCCGCCGCCAAAAUGCAUAUUUCCCAGAAGAAAUAUUUUGCUUUUCGGAAGAAGAUCCCGACAAAGCGGCCCUGUUUUUCUUUUUAGACCCCCUAAAAUAAAAGUUGAAUAAAUUUAAAACCGACUAUGUACGCCAGGACGAACGCGGGCAGCACGCAUGGAGACUUCCAGGACAGAAACGGAGUGAAUUACUCAUCGACAGAGUCUUUCGGCCACUGCUCGCAGUUGUUCUGGAAAAAAGACCCCAGCGAGUCCGGACCAAGCUCAACCAUCAGCUGGUGUGAUCAGCUCCCCUCGUCAUCUGCAGCUCUCUCCAGCUCCAGCCUCUCCACAGCAUCCCUCUCCAGCUCCACGCUGUCCAUGGAGUCCCAGGCGCCGGCGCCACAGCCGCCGCCUCCUCCGUCAACGCCUGCCACCGCAGCGGCGGACGAUACAGAAUCAGACGAGCGGCCGUAUGUCUGCGACCUGUGCAACUGCGCUUACAAGCACGCAAGCUCGCUGCUGAACCACAAGCUCACCCACAAGACGGGCGACUUCAAGUGUGACUUCUGCAGCAAACCCUACACCAACUACAUGUCUCUGCGCAACCACAUGCGAAUUCACGGGCAAAAACGCUACAUGUGCGACCUGUGCGGCAAGGCUUUCCGGCUGGCGCGGUACCUACGGAACCAUCAGAGGAUCCACGAUGACGGGCCCAACCGCUUCGACUGUCCCUCCUGCUGCAAGAGCUACAGAACCAUGCUGGAGCUGGCUCAGCACCGCUGCACGGCCGCCGCCUCCAACCAGAACCGGUUCAACUGCCCGUCCUGCUUUAAGAGCUACAGAACCAUGCUGGACCUGGCCCAGCACCGCUGCAGCGCCGCCGCCAAAAACCAGACUGCAGGGCGGCGCUCGAACUUCUCCGCGGCUCCUCGCCGUCAGCAGCAGCAACAGCAGCAGCAGCAGCAGAACAAUGCCAUGAUGCCGCCGCAGCACACAGGACACCCCCAGCAGGAAGCCUUGCCCCCCCACUGCGUCUCACCCAUGUCCCAGGGAGGCCAGCCCCUGCCAGACCCCCAUCAGGUCCGUCCCAGCUCUGUGUCCUCUCAGAGUGGCCAGCAAAGCAUGAGAAGCUCCGCCUCUAACAAGCACGUCUCCUCCUCUGGCGGUGCGCCGUCUUCCUCCUACUCCCUGCUGCAGCCCCUGGUGUCUGAGGUGAAGGAGAUGAGCCCGGGGUACACCCGACUGAGCGCCAACCCCAUGCCGAAGCACCAGGACGCUUUCUCCCUGGCCCCCCAGCGGCCCCUCACGACCAUCAACCCCAUCGGCCACUCCCUCCAUCCGAACGGAGCCCCCUCGCUCAAGCCCUCCCCUGUGCCACGGACCAUCCAGGCCAUGCCCUGGGAGCAGCGCUCCCUCUACAAUCAAUGAGACUGCUGGGAAAAGCCUUCCCUUUGACCCCACCCCUGCAGACACCUUCCUCCACCCUUCAUUCACUUGGGAGGACUCCUGGACAGCCCCCCCCCCGUUAGCCUGCUCCGGACUGUGGCGUGGCAGCAGUGAAGGGGGGCCGCUGAACCAGCAGACUUUGGUUUUUUAGUAGUUAGGUUUAAAACUAUGUGCUGCCUUGCCCUCCCCUCCCCCAUGUAUGAUCUAUGCAUUGACUGUAUAUGAGAAUUGGACUGAGUGACAGGAAGUGGCUCCAAGCAGCCAAAAUCCCUCUAAAGAGAAAUAAACAGUUAUCACUCAGUCAUUCUAUUGUCAGAAUAAACAUUCUUGAUGUGAUACUUUAACAUAAUCUUCAUUUUUUCUUUAUUUUUUUCUUCAUUACAACUAAUUCAAGUUAUAAACCGACCAAUCAGAUGCCUCAUUUAACCAAAUGUUCGCUAGAUUUGACAGAUCCUUUACAGUGGUAGUGGUGUGGCCUUCCAACAAGCUCACUCCUGAUUGGGGACAAUAGUUGCCAUAGAAACGAGCAUUCAGACCGACUGACCAAUCACUGCCCACUACCGUCGUCUGGCUCCAAAUGGCGGCGUCCAUAUUGCAGAAAAAUGACGACAGAAUCGGCUUCAUUUAGUUGGAGCUGGAAGUAAACCGUUUUCAAUGGAUGAUGUCACAUUCGCUCGGUCCAGCUCCUGUAUACAGUCAAUGGAUCUAUGCCAUGUACUGAUAUAAGUUAAAAUGUCUGUGCCCUUAACUGUCCCCCCAGAUAAGAAUUUAUCAACACCCCCCACCCCGUGCUAGUUAUAAAAAUAUUUAUCCCCCCAACCUUUUCAUUGUGAUAAAUGAAAAGCUAUUUUUAAUGAAAGUGUUUUAAAUCCAGACCCCCCACCCCGGCAGCUCCUCUUAGCAUCCCUGUUUAUUGGCUGACGGUUCUGGAACAGAAGCAGGAACCUUCAUCUUUCCCUCUGCGUCCAGAUUCCAGAGGCGGACCUGGUUCUGUUCACGUUCGGUUCUGGACGCGUACGGAGACGAGGACGGAGGACAGCUCCUCACCAGAACUCUCCCAACUGACUGUUACAAGCGUGUUCCUGCGUUUGAGCACUUCAGCACGAGUGCUGCUUCCUGUAGCUGCUCCAGUGAUGACAGGAGCUGUGGACCCCCCCAUGCCUGCUGCAGCCCCCACAGUGUUACACGUUUGUCAGCAACACUUUCAUGAGCAGCCGAGCCUGACUGCUGACCAAACUGCUCAUUUGACCAGUACCGGCUGAUUGAUGGAUCCAGUAUGUAGUUAGAUUCUGUUGAUAACAUGGUGUUGAUCGAUUACCCACAAUCCUACUGGCAUCGUUGUUUCUCUUUUUAAACUUGUUUGUAUUUUUAUUCCUGACAUGUUUUCAUGGUUUCUUUUCUCCUUGUAAAGUGUCUUUGAGUAUUUAGAGAAGUGCUAUACAAAUAAAAUGUUUUAUUAUCACCACUA
Molecule: messenger RNA, 2936 nt
Organism: Oryzias melastigma (Indian medaka)
Lineage: Eukaryota; Metazoa; Chordata; Actinopteri; Beloniformes; Adrianichthyidae
Product: zinc finger protein 384
Exons: 7
Coding region: 167-1450 (427 amino acids)
Biological process (GO): regulation of transcription by RNA polymerase II
Cellular component (GO): nucleus
Molecular function (GO): DNA-binding transcription factor activity, RNA polymerase II-specific; RNA polymerase II transcription regulatory region sequence-specific DNA binding
Source: RefSeq, a predicted model, not a curated record